AUGUCUUCGACGACUACGCAGACCACGACGGUCGACAAUGAGGCCAAAAUUCUGAGACCCGUCACAGCCACCUACAACGACUGGCGCGACGACCUCCUCCGCGACGGCUACGCCGUCAUCAAGGCCGCCAUCCCGUCCUCCCGCGCCGACGCCUACCGCGCCCGCGCCCACGCCUGGCUGACUUCCUUCGGCACGCCGCUCGACCUCGCCGACCCCUCCACCUGGACCGCGGCCAACCUGCCCGUGCAGUCCAAGAUCAACACCUUCAACGCGUACGGCGUCCCGCACGAGGCCUUCAUGUGGGACGUGCGGCUCGAGCCGGGCGUCGUCGGCGCGUUCGAGAAGCUGUGGGGCACGGAUGAAUUGCUCGUCAGCUUCGACGCGCUCAACGUCACGCUGCCGCCGCACCUGCGCCGCGACGAGAAGCCGGCCAAGGGCGCGUGGCCGCACGUCGAUCAGAGCCCGUUCAGGCGCGGACUGUGCUGCGUGCAGGGGGUCGUGAAUUUGAGUCCGUCGGGCCCGGAUGAUGGCGGGUUGGUUGUUUUCCCCGGGAGUCAUGCGCUUAUGGAGGAGUUUUUCGAUACGCAGACGGAGAGGGGGAGGUGGGAGAAGAGGGAUAUUUUUAUGUUUGAGGAGAGCCAGCUCGAGUGGUUUAAGGCGAGGGGCAUUGAGCCGAAGAAGGUGGAGGCGGAACCGGGCGAUUUGUUGGUUUGGGAUAGCCGGACGGUGCAUUGGGGUGCGGAGCCGAAUGAGAGGAGUGAGAGGAUUAGGACGGUUGUUUAUGCGAGUUACGCCCCCGCGGCGUGGGCGACCGAGCAGCAGUUGGCGGAGAAGGCGAAGAUUUUCGGGAAGUGGGCGGGCACGACGCAUUGGCCGCAUGAUAAUAUCGUGUUUAGGGAGGGGAUCGCAAGGUUGGAGGAUGGGAGUGAGGAUCCGAGGAACAGGAGCGAGCCGAGGGAGAAGCCGGUGUUGAGUGAUCGGUUGUUGAAGUUGGCGGGGGCGAGGAGGUAUGAUGGGAGUGAGGUUGUGCCGGCGGUUUGA
Lasiodiplodia theobromae is the source of this 1041-nucleotide messenger RNA. RefSeq names its product Phytanoyl- dioxygenase. The record is from RefSeq and is a predicted model, not a curated record. The coding region runs from base 1 to 1041 and encodes 346 amino acids. NCBI's taxonomy places the organism in Eukaryota, Fungi, Ascomycota, Dothideomycetes, Botryosphaeriales, Botryosphaeriaceae. The transcript has 2 exons.